This is a messenger RNA of Ailuropoda melanoleuca (giant panda), 6492 nucleotides long. It is a transcript of the gene PCDH7, whose product is annotated as protocadherin 7. The record is from RefSeq and is a predicted model, not a curated record. Gene Ontology annotation, cellular component: plasma membrane. The coding region runs from base 34 to 3324 and encodes 1096 amino acids. Lineage: Eukaryota; Metazoa; Chordata; Mammalia; Carnivora; Ursidae. Gene Ontology annotation, molecular function: calcium ion binding. The transcript is spliced from 2 exons. Gene Ontology annotation, biological process: homophilic cell-cell adhesion.
UAGAAGGAGCAGUAGCAGCAGCAGCAGGAGAAGAUGCUGAGGAUGCGGACCGCGGGAUGGGCGCGCGGCUGGUGCCUGGGUUGCUGUCUCCUCUUGCCGCUCUCGCUCAGCCUGGCGGCCGCCAAACAACUCCUCCGAUAUCGACUGGCCGAGGAGGGCCCAGCGGACAUCCGCAUCGGCAACGUCGCCUCGGACCUGGGCAUCGUGACCGGCUCGGGUGAGGUGACUUUCAGCCUCGAGUCGGGCUCGGAGUACCUGAAGAUCGACAACCUCACCGGCGAGCUGAGCACGAGCGAGCGGCGCAUCGACCGCGAGAAGCUGCCCCAGUGUCAGAUGAUCUUCGACGAGAACGAGUGUUUUCUGGACUUCGAAGUGUCGGUGAUCGGGCCCUCGCAGAGCUGGGUGGACCUGUUCGAGGGUCGGGUCAUCGUACUCGAUAUUAACGACAACACACCCACCUUCCCGUCACCGGUGCUCACGCUCACGGUGGAGGAGAACCGGCCGGUGGGCACUCUGUACUUGCUACCCACCGCCACCGACCGUGACUUUGGCCGCAACGGCAUCGAACGCUACGAGCUGCUCCAGGAGCCCGGGGGCGGUGGCGGCAGCGGCAGCGGCGAGGGCCGGCUUGCGGGGCCUGCCGACAGCGCCCCCUACUCCGGGGGCGGCGGGAACGGCGCGAGCGGCGGCGGCCCGGGCGGCUCCAAGAGGCGGCCGGACGCACCAGAGGGCAGCGGCGGGACCAACCCAGGUGGCCGCAGCGGCGUGUUCGAACUGCAGGUGGCCGACACCCCGGAUGGCGAGAAGCAGCCACAGCUGAUCGUGAAGGGGGCGCUGGACCGGGAACAGCGCGACUCCUACGAGCUGACCCUGCGGGUGCGCGACGGUGGCGACCCGCCUCGCUCCUCUCAGGCCAUCCUGAGGGUGCUCAUCACCGACGUGAACGACAACAGCCCCCGCUUCGAGAAGAGCGUGUACGAAGCUGACCUAGCCGAGAAUAGCGCCCCAGGGACUCCCAUUCUGCAGCUGCGUGCCGCCGACCUGGACGUGGGGGUCAACGGACAGAUCGAGUAUGUGUUCGGAGCGGCUACAGAAUCCGUGCGGCGGCUGCUGCGCCUCGACGAGACGUCCGGCUGGCUCAGUGUCCUGCACCGCAUCGACCGCGAGGAGGUGAACCAGCUGCGCUUCACAGUCAUGGCCCGCGACCGCGGGCAGCCCCCCAAGACCGACAAGGCCACGGUGGUCCUCAACAUCAAGGACGAGAACGACAAUGUGCCGUCCAUUGAAAUCCGCAAGAUUGGGCGUAUCCCACUCAAGGACGGGGUGGCCAACGUGGCCGAGGAUGUUCUGGUCGACACCCCCAUUGCUCUCGUACAGGUGUCCGACCGAGACCAAGGCGAGAACGGGGUAGUCACCUGCACCGUGGUGGGUGACGUGCCCUUCCAGCUCAAGCCAGCCAGCGACACAGAGGGCGACCAGAACAAGAAAAAGUACUUUCUGCACACAUCGGCCCCUUUGGACUAUGAGACCACCCGGGAAUUCAACGUGGUCAUAGUGGCGGUGGACUCGGGCAGCCCCAGCCUCUCCAGCAACAACUCCCUGGUUGUCAAGGUAGGAGACACCAACGACAACCCGCCCGUCUUCGGCCAGUCGGUGGUGGAGGUUUACUUUCCAGAGAACAACAUCCCUGGAGAGAGGGUGGCCACGGUGCUGGCGACAGACGCUGACAGUGGGAAAAACGCAGAGAUUGCCUACUCUCUGGAUUCUUCCGUGUUGGGGAUCUUUGCCAUUGAUCCUGAUUCUGGGGACAUCCUUGUCAAUACGGUGUUGGACCGCGAGCAGACAGACAGGUAUGAGUUUAAAGUUAACGCCAAAGACAAAGGCAUCCCGGUGCUGCAGGGCAGUACCACGGUGAUUGUGCAGGUGGCUGACAAGAAUGACAAUGACCCUAAGUUUAUGCAGGACGUUUUUACCUUUUAUGUGAAAGAAAACUUGCAGCCCAACAGCCCUGUGGGGAUGGUCACGGUGAUGGAUGCCGACAAGGGGCGCAAUGCGGAGAUGAGCCUCUACAUAGAGGAAAACAGUAACAUUUUUUCCAUUGAAAAUGACACGGGGACCAUUUACUCCACAAUGUCUUUUGACCGGGAACAUCAGACCACAUACACAUUCAGAGUUAAGGCUGUGGAUGGGGGAGAUCCUCCCAGAUCAGCCACAGCCACAGUCUCUCUCUUUGUGAUGGAUGAGAAUGAUAAUGCUCCCACAGUUACCCUUCCCAGAAACAUUUCCUACACUUUACUGCCACCUUCAAGUAAUGUCAGGACAGUAGUAGCUACAGUGUUGGCAACAGACAGUGACGAUGGCAUCAAUGCAGACCUUAACUACAGUAUUGUGGGAGGGAAUCCCUUCAAGCUGUUUGAGAUUGAUUCCACCAGUGGUGUGGUUUCCUUAGUGGGAAAACUCACCCAAAAGCAUUAUGGCUUGCAUAGGUUGGUGGUGCAAGUGAAUGACAGUGGGCAGCCUUCCCAGUCCACCACGACUUUGGUGCAUGUGUUUGUCAAUGAAAGUGUUUCCAAUGCAACUGUGAUUGACUCCCAGAUAGCCAGAAGUUUGCACACCCCACUCACCCAGGAUAUAGCUGGUGACCCAAGUUAUGAAAUUAGCAAACAGAGACUCAGUAUUGUCAUUGGGGUGGUUGCUGGAAUUAUGACAGUGAUUCUAAUCAUCUUAAUUGUAGUGAUGGCAAGGUACUGCCGGUCCAAAAAUAAAAAUGGCUAUGAAGCUGGCAAAAAGGAUCACGAAGACUUUUUUACACCCCAGCAGCAUGACAAAUCUAAAAAGCCUAAAAAGGACAAGAAAAACAAAAAAUCUAAGCAGCCUCUCUACAGCAGCAUUGUCACUGUAGAAGCUUCUAAACCCAACGGACAGAGGUAUGAUAGUGUCAAUGAGAAGCUGUCAGACAGCCCAAGCAUGGGGCGAUACCGAUCCGUUAAUGGGGGGCCUGGCAGUCCUGACCUGGCCAGGCAUUACAAAUCUAGUUCUCCAUUGCCUACUGUCCAGCUUCACCCCCAGUCACCAACUGCAGGAAAAAAACACCAGGCCGUACAAGAUCUACCACCAGCCAACACAUUUGUGGGAGCAGGAGACAAUAUUUCAAUUGGAUCAGAUCACUGCUCUGAAUACAGCUGUCAAACCAAUAACAAGUACAGCAAACAGGGUCUAGAAAUUUUCAAAUCCAGCUUCUAUAGUUGCUCUUUGGCAGAAUCUAGAAGAUGUAUAUUGCAGAGUUGCUGUAUUUUUUUUUUUCUUCUGAAAAUCACAUCUUAGCAAAACUGAUGAUGUAGCCCAGGUUUCCAUAGUUCAGACCUUUGCUGUUCAAACAAAAGCCCUUGCUCUCAACUAAAUAAUGUGACUAGUUGAGCAGAAUGUGGAUCAUUGACAGCAUUGUUGAGAUUAAGUGUCCACCUUUCCUUUGCUUGUUAAACCUGGUUUUAGUGGUUGUUCAAGUUUUGUGACUUGGAAGUACCCUUGUGCUUUUGACUUGUAAAAUAAAGGCAGAGGCAUUCUAUUUUUCUACUUAUUUCUUAAUCUUCAGAGUUUUAUUGUGUGUUAAAUAUUUUUCAGUUUUCUUAAAGAAUACUAUAAUUCCGAAAGAUUAGUAAACAUAUAAAAUUAUAGUUACUACUUUGUUUAUUAUUUUUAGGUCCUGUUGAGUUUAUUCAUGCCAUGCUGUUAUUUAGAUAAUGCACUGGCAAGUAAAAAUUUUAUUGUAUUUAGUAAAUGGAAAGUAAAGUACUUUACUUUUGGCAAGAGUAGAGAAGAUACAGCUUGAAUAAACAUUAAUUUAAAAAUCCAUUUGUGGCUGAUGCAGAAAUACUCAAGAAAAAUUCAUAUUAAGUCCAGUGACAGUUUCCCUUGCCUUUGGAAAUGUGGAAUGUAGUCUGAAUAAUGUUCUCUUUAAUUGAUCAAAUUGUGUUCAAUAUAUUCAUUGUACACUUAGUAAAAAAUAUGGCAGAAAUUAUUUUUUAAAUUACUUCCAAUCUGGAAGCAAAUGGAUGACUUGCCAUCACCUAUUAGAGUUCUCAGCACUGAGAAAACUAUUUAUCAAUUUGUCUGUGUAUGUAUAUUACACCAUACAUACUAUAAUAGAAAUGCACCUGCAGAGUGAUGCCAGCCACAGCUUCUAGUUUCAAUUUGAUAAGCACAAUUUCUACAAUAUGGUUCUUCUGUAUAUAACCAAAACACUUUCAGGAGGUACAGUGCAGCUGCCUGUGGUGGAAUUUCUGUUACAUUUGGCCUGAUACAAUAGACAAGGGCUAAUAACUGAUGAAAGGUUAUGUCUUUAGUUGGGAGAUACCUACUAAAGCGACAUUACCUAGAUUUCUCGAUGUCUGUGAAGGAAAGGGUCAUCCAUUGAUUUGAUUUACCUUAAAUAUAUAAAUUUUUAUGAAGUCCAAGUAGAACAAUUUGAAACUUAUCUCAAACUUAUCCCAAGUUGCUUUGUAACCUAGACCUGAGACCACAAAGUCAAUUCAUAGGUUUUAAGUAAAUCAUGCAGCUGGAUAAAUACAGCAAAAUCAUUUUUUCUUGUUAUCUUCUAUUUUUGAGUAAUUACAUACCUUAUAUGUGAAAAGUGUACACCUGGUAUCUCUUUCGCUUUCUCUUUCUCUCCACACACACAAACACAUACAGAUAUAUUCAUAUAAACCAACUAUGGUGCCAUUAGACUUUUAUUUCAUUGCGAUAUUCAUACAUUAAUAUACGGAACUUAUUUGAACUUGAGACACAUGCAAAAGUGAAAGAAAAUAUAAUCAGCCAUUUAGUGUUUGUAUCUAAAAUCACUGGAGUCAUCACAUUUUGGAAUUAAAAGAUAUCAUCCAGACCAGUUCCUUCAUUUUGUAGGAAGAGGCUGAGGCUUUUCUCUGUCUGUACCUUUGGGGUGUGAAUUUGGUUUUCUGCUGGUUCCUUGACUGAUGGCAUGAAACUUAAGAAGUUGAGGCCUUUAUGAAAAAGUAACUUGGUUGAGAUCACAAGAUUAUUGAGGAGACAAUGUGGAUACAAGUCAUGGAAUACAGAGGACAGUGUUUUUGGUUUUUAUCAUACUACCUCUAGGAAUAAAAUUGAAUUUACAUAACUUUCUCUGUAUGUAUUUCAAUAGAGACAGAAAUCUGCUGAGCUCUACCUGUGUCUAUAUAACUAUAUAUUUGGCUAUGAAGACUGAUUUUCUUGUAAUAGAAAAGAAUUCUGUUUUAGGCUCUAGUUUUUAUCUGUAAAUUACUGGGGAAAUUAUAAUUCAAGUUUUGUAGACAGUCAAAAGAAAUUAAUGGUUCUUUUCCCCUAUGUAAAAUAGCAAUUGAUGACAUUCAUUGAAGUAACUUAACACUGUUUAGAACAUACAUGCAACAGGUUAAUUGACAGAAUUUUUAAUUUUAACAGAACCAUGACAACAGAUGUAAGCUCCUAUCUGGGAUUAGUACAUCCUCAACAAAAACAUAAUUUUAAUGGAAAUUAAUAGAAGAUUUCUAUACAGUGUGUAUGAAGUUUAUAUGCAUUCUAUUUGGGGUAAUCUUUUAACCUUUCUCAUCAAUAUGGAUGAGUCUAUUUGGCUUCUAUGCUCCUUUGCGUUUUGUCAGCUUUGCAGGUGUGCUCUACCUUCGAAGUAUCCUUAACACACAAUCGUGAACUAAUUUUUCCUCUACAUUUGUUUUCUAGCAAAUUUUGUUAAAUGUGACAUUUUUUAAUUUUUCAGGCUGAUUGCCUCCUUUGGUAGGCGGUUAACCAACUUAGUGUAUCAUAUUUUGAAUUUAUAUAGUGAUAAAAUGCUAAUGAUUGAGUUUAUUAAUUUCAAGAAUAAAAUUUGAACUGUUUUAAAAACUGAAAACAGUGUGACGACCGUUGCUUCGCCGUAGCCACCAAUGCUAUUAGAUAUUUUACCGUCUUUCGUUUCCUGGGAGAGAAUGGUGGUGGAGGUUAUGUUGGAAAUUAAGUAUAAUAAUUGUUUAGAGCUUUAUGUUUAAGCUGUAUAUAAGAAAUUUCUAGACUAUAGCAAGGUUCCCCAUCCAUUUAUUUACUGUGGCUCUAUAGAAAAAGUAAGAUCUGUCCAUAUAGAUCUUGAGUCAGCUUUACUUUUCUCUCUUAUUUAUUUUAAAAGCCCUUAGAAUCUUUUCUAAAGCAGGGACUCUGUUUCAGAACAUUACACAGUGCUUUAUUUAGCAUUAGUGUUGUGGGAGAAAUCACAUUCCAAGAAGAAUUGAGCUGAAACCACUAAAACUAAUCUUAAUUAUCACUUCUGGUGAAUUAAUGUUUUAAAGGCAGAAUAAAGGUUUAUUUUCAGGAAUUUGGUGAUGUUUGUAUUGAACUCUAAUGCUUGUGUACAAACAAAAAAACUAUUUAAGCUUCCGAGUAGGAUUCAUCUGACAAGUUAACUUAUAUCCCCCUGAGCAUUUUUAUUAUUUACAAACGGAUAAUUUGUAAAUAGAAAUUCUCUGCACACAG